AUGCCUAGAUUGAAUGUCACAUUUCAUUCAGUGAAUGUCUUGAAAGAUCCUGAGAUGCGGAAAGGAAUAAAAAAAUUCGCUGAUUGGCCAACCAUACCACAAUUGUACGUGAGAGGUGAGUUUAUUGGUGGAUGUGAUAUCGUGAAAGAAAUGUACCAGAAUGGAGAAUUCCAGGCGCUCUUACAAAAUACUUUAAUUAACUGA
Messenger RNA from Protopolystoma xenopodis, 204 nucleotides. NCBI's taxonomy places the organism in Eukaryota, Metazoa, Platyhelminthes, Monogenea, Polystomatidea, Polystomatidae. The record is from the annotation of a GenBank genome assembly.